AAAAAUCAAAACACGCACAAUCACGUAGCCAGGCGGCGAAAUGUCAAAGUCAAUAAAGAAAAAUUCGGUUAGCUGGCUGGCUGGCAGUCUUCCCUUUCCAACCGAACAGCCUACAACAAAAAUAACAAUCGUCCGUAUCAGACAGACGACGACAUCGAAUUCGGAACGUGGCUAUAGCCACCAGGCACAAAUCGGUUUCAGCAGCAGACCUCAGUACAAUUUUCGGUGUUAGGCCAACAACAUCAGGACACGUUUUUACUUUCACAUCGAAAAAAAAAUUAUAUAUUUUUGAGAAAAUUCAAAAACCAUAUGGAAAUCGAGCGAUCGAACAGUUACGUAUAGAGACACUGGCGUAGAAAUACUACCAUUAUGCUAAUCCAUUUGGUCAUCAUGGCUGGUGCCACGUGGGGUUCUAUCUUCUGGAUGCGGUGGCUGUACCUGCACCUGCUAGAGCGCCUCUUCGCCUGGGUGCGCCAUCAGCUGGCGGUGACUCGCCGGAAGCGUGUGCGCGAGGAGCUGGAGCGCCUCGGCCUGGACUCGCAGGAGGUGUUCAGGCAAGAGGAGGAGCAGGUGCAGGAACAGCUGCUGAAAAAAGACAUACAAAAACACAAGUCGUACAAUAAAACCUAUUUGGGAUUACGAGGCGGGGAGGGCGGAGAUAUCAGCGAUCUACCUUCGCCGCCCAUCAAGAAUCGCUUCAACUGCCGCAUGGAGCAAUUCUGCGACGUUCUAUCGGCGGGCUUCAGCAUGGUGUUGGAGGACGAGGUGACGCCGCGCUUUGUGGCCGCACCCGCCCCGGCCGGUGAGUGGAACCUUCUCACCCGCAACCUCCGCCAGCGCAAACGGCACCUCAACUGGCAGCUCCGCGCCGCCUGGCUGGCGGCCUGGAUCGUUCGCUACCUGGUGAUGCUGCCCCUGCGGACCGUCGCCUGCUGGGGCUGCCUGUUGAUGAUCAGCGUGGUAACGGCGCUGCUGGGCCAGCUGCCCGAGUGGUCCUUCAAGCGCCGGCUGGUGGAGUUGGUGAUGCGCCAGUGUUUUCGCAUCACGGCUGGCUGCCUGCCGAUGAUCCAGCGCUUCCACAACGUCCGGAACCGGCCCACCGGUGGCAUCUGUGUGUGCAACCACACCAGCCCCCUCGAUGUCCUGGUGCUCAUGUGCGAUGCCCACUACUCGCUGACCGGCCAGAAGCACGACGGCAUCCUCGGUGUCCUCCAGCACGCCCUGUCUCGGGUGUCGCCCCAUAUGUGGUUCGAUCGCCAGGAGCUGGGCGAUCGGGAGGCCCUCGGCAAGGUCCUCCGCCGCCACGGCACCAGCAAGGACCGACCGCCCAUCCUGCUCUUCCCGGAGGGCACGUGCAUCAACAACACGGCCGUCAUGCAGUUCAAGAAGGGCAGCUUCGCCGUCAGCGACGUCGUCUACCCGGUGGCCAUCCGCUACGACCGGCGCUUCGGCGAGGCCUUCUGGGACAGCACCCGGUACUCGAUGCUCCGCUACAUGCUGAUGGUGGUCAGUUCGUGGUGCAUCUGCUGCGAUGUCUGGUACAUGCCGCCGCUGCGCCGCCGGGUGGACGAGACGCCAGUGGACUUUUCGAAUCGCGUCAAGGCGGCCAUCGCCGCCCAGGCGAACAUCGAAGAUCUGCCCUGGGAUGGGAACCUGAAGCGGCAGGCUCCAGUGCGGAACUGGCAGUAGGAGAAAGGAGCUUGAUGCAAGAGCCAGAACGAACGAAGAACCCGAACACGGACACCAUGGACAAGCCCAGAGGAACUACUACCACUAUUCGCACCUGAGUUUGAGGAGCUCUUUUGGAUCGUUUCUUAGGAUCAUAACCUGUUCACUAGUCUAGUAUUUCCAACAUUUUGCACCCCCGUUUUGUACAAAUUUUUAGCGAAUCUGUAGGUCCAAAUCCCAGCGAAUCCCAUUGGCAAAUGUUGUCCUUUGGGAUAUAAGGAAAAAGUAGAAGCUUACAAAUUUGCAUUGGAACGUAAACCAAGAAGGCGUCAUAUACCAAGGUGAAAUAA
Messenger RNA from Drosophila bipectinata, 2018 nucleotides. The record is from RefSeq and is a predicted model, not a curated record. Lineage: Eukaryota; Metazoa; Arthropoda; Insecta; Diptera; Drosophilidae.